Molecule: messenger RNA, 2157 nt
Organism: Saccharomycopsis crataegensis
Lineage: Eukaryota; Fungi; Ascomycota; Saccharomycetes; Ascoideales; Saccharomycopsidaceae
Gene: FAT1
Product: long-chain fatty acid transporter FAT1
Exons: 2
Coding region: 1-2157 (718 amino acids)
Biological process (GO): very long-chain fatty acid metabolic process; long-chain fatty acid import into cell
Cellular component (GO): lipid droplet; peroxisome; cytoplasmic side of plasma membrane
Molecular function (GO): very long-chain fatty acid-CoA ligase activity; long-chain fatty acid transmembrane transporter activity; long-chain fatty acid-CoA ligase activity
Source: RefSeq, a predicted model, not a curated record
AUGCCAUUUUUGUGUCAAAAAAAAGUCAAGCAGACCGAAAGAGCCUUACUGGAUGCUAGAAUCUUCAAGAUCCCAGUGAUGCCAGUCCUUCAGUCUGUAUUCUACAAACUCUAUGUGCGAUGGAGAGAAUUGCAAAUCCUGCUUCUUAACCAGUUGUUUGGUCUCUGGGCUUCCUUUGAUCGGCGUCAUCGAGUUAGUGAUGAUUGGUUCAUCAUCACUUAUUUUGUCAGAGCGGUACUUCAUUAUGGCUAUUUAGUGCUUUCUCAUAGAUUGAAUUAUUGGUACACCUUUGAAAAACAAGUUAAAAAGCAUCCAAACUCGAAGGCCCUAGUAUACGUCUCCCCUGCCAUCAUCAAGGGUGAUCCAAGUGAUUUAUCAAGCCCUCAAUUCAAUAUCGAGACAUAUACAUACCAAGAACUUUACGAUAUUGUUCUUCGACUCUCGUAUAUCCUUGUUAACGAAUAUAACAUCAAGCCAGAUGACAGUAUUGGGAUUGGGAUGCACAAUAGGCCAUUAUUUGUAUUUUAUUGGUUUGCUCUUUGGAACAUCGGGGCUAAACCAGCAUUUCUCAAUUAUAACGUUGCCUCACAUCCUUUAGCCCAUAGUAUGAAAGUAUCUGAAAUUUGUCAGGCCUUCAUUGAUGAAACAACAAGAAAGGGAGUUUAUUUUAAUGAAGAUGGCUCUGAAUCAGCCACUCUAAAGCUCAUUAAUUCUGAGAUUCCAGAUCUCAGCAUUAACUUUGUUGAUGAAUCAUCAAUUCUUGCGCGCAUCACUUCCCAAGAUUCUUAUCAGUUCCGUCUUCCGGACAAUCUUCGUAACUAUUCCGAUAAGUCAUGGUCACCUGGCUGUUAUAUUUUCACUUCAGGCACGACAGGUCUUCCAAAAGCUGCUAUUAUGAGUUGGCGUAAAAUUGACUUGGGAGCCUCUCUAUAUGGGAGAAUUGUGCGAAUCAAUGACAAAUCAACUGUGUUCUCUGCUAUGCCAUUAUAUCAUUCGACUGCUUCAAUUCUAGGCCUCUUGCCGACACUUACUCAAGGUGGAUGUAUCGCUAUUACUGACAAAUUUUCAGCUCGCAAUUUUUGGUACCAGGCAAAAGUCUCUGGAGCUUCUCACAUCCAAUAUGUUGGCGAAAUUUGCCGUUAUUUACUAAGUCGCCCUCCUAACCCGGCGAUUGAAACAACUCACAACGUGAAAGUCGCCUAUGGGAAUGGUUUACGAAAAGACAUUUGGGGUCUGUUCAAAGAACGAUUCCAUAUUGAUGCCGUGGGUGAGUUUUUUGCUUCCACGGAAUCUCCGAUUGCCACCACUUCAUUUCAAUAUGGUGAUUUUGGAAUCGGGGCGUGUCGUAAUUAUGGUACGUUUAUCAAUUUUAUACUUUCUUUCCAACAAAGGCUUGUGAAGAUGGAUUCAGAAAAUCCUGAUGAAAUUUAUCGUGAUCCAAAGGAUGGGCUCUCUCGUGAGCCGAAGGUUGGCGAACCAGGUCAACUUCUAUUCCGUAUCAUGAAUUCUAAAUCUACCUACAAAGACUUUCAAGGAUAUAAAAAUGAUUCUAGUGAAACGAGCAAGAAAAUUGUCACCAAUGUUUUCCGCAAAAAUGAUUGCUGGAUGAAAACUGGGGACCUACUACAAAAGGAUUCUUAUGGAUUAUUUUAUUUUGUGGAUAGAUUGGGUGACACUUUCCGUUGGAAAAGUGAAAAUGUCAGUACCAACGAAGUGGAAAUACAAUUCAACGAGCUGGGAUUAGUUGAAAAUGCUGUUGUUGUGGGUCUCAAGGUGCCAGGUUAUGAAGGUCGUGCAGGCUACGUGAUUUUGAAACCAAAUCUUGAACUCAUUGAAAAGAUUGAAAAGGAGGCCGGAAAGGCAGAUGAUUUAAUCCCUCAUAACACAUUUACGAGUGAGAUGUUGAAAACAUUGGCUCACCAUGCCCAAACGCAUUUACCUAAGUAUGCUGUUCCUGUGUUUGUGAAAAUUGUGAAACAAUACAAAACUACGGAUACUCAUAAGAUCAUCAAGAAUUACUAUAAGAAUGAGGAGUUUUAUGAAAAUGAAACCUGCGGUAAAGAUGGCGAGGAAGUAUAUUGGUUGACCAAGAAUGAGUAUAAGAGACUAACCAAGGCAGACUGGCAAGCUAUUGUGAAAGCUGAUAUUAAGCUAUGA